Molecule: messenger RNA, 1053 nt
Organism: Periconia digitata
Lineage: Eukaryota; Fungi; Ascomycota; Dothideomycetes; Pleosporales; Periconiaceae
Source: the annotation of a GenBank genome assembly
AUGGACCCCUACCAGCGGCCGCCGGAUGGCAUUCGCACAGUCUACAAAAAGUACCAGAAGAUGAAGCCCUCUCAGCUAGAUCUAGAUGUCGAUAUCGUAGAUCUCUUGCCUUCAGAUUUAGAUCUAGAUCGGAACGCCAAGGUACGCGUCGUGAACGAGCUCGAUGCAGCACGUCUGACCGCCUCUUUCGGCGCUUUCGCCGGCGGUGACGUGCAUGCAUCAUCUGUGCGUGGUGGAAGUGUGCAAGGGAAGCUUGCCGUGUACGAGCAUCAAGACAUGCCAGGUCUCCAUAUCAUUCCGUCUCUUCUCCCAUCAGAGAUUCAACCUAUUCUACUCUCCAAACUGCUUCAUCGAGACCUCUCGCAUCCUCUUCACCUCACAAACAUCCAUACCCAUUACAACGUAGCCUACCCGCCCGGAAACGCUUCUUUCUUCUCCCUCUCACCCACUUCUCCUGAUGCUGUCGCACACCCCCUCGAUCCAUCCGUCCACCGUCCUCUCAAUGCCGCCCAACUGUUGAACAAGAAGAUGCGAUGGGUGACACUUGGCGGCCAGUACGACUGGACCCAGAAGAAGUAUCCUGAUGCUUCGCCGCCACCGUUCCCGUCGGAUAUCGGGCAGCUCUUGAACGGUGUGUUCUCAGACACGAAAGCCGAGGCAGCCAUCGUGAAUCUGUACUCGCCUGGGGAUACUCUCAGCGUGCAUCGCGAUGUAGCCGAGUCGAGCGCCACUGGACUGAUCAGCGUGAGCCUGGGUUGCGACGCCAUCUUCGUCAUUGGAACAACAUCUCCGUCAGGUACCAGUGCUGGCGGUGAUACGGUUGAAGAAAAGGUCAUUGUUUUGAGGCUCCGUUCAGGUAGUGCAGUGUACAUGAGUGGUUCAUCCCGCUUUGCAUGGCAUGGCGUGCCGCAAAUUGUCCCAGGGACAUGUCCAGACGCCCUGAAAAGCUGGCCUGCUGCCGCAAAUUCCCAGGAAGUGGAUGAGUAUGAGAAUUGGAGAGGCUGGAUGGAGGGCAAGAGGGUGAACCUGAACGUCAGGCAGAUGUGGGAUUGA